Adineta steineri is the source of this 397-nucleotide messenger RNA. Lineage: Eukaryota; Metazoa; Rotifera; Eurotatoria; Adinetida; Adinetidae. The record is from the annotation of a GenBank genome assembly.
AUGUCAGCUACAAAUAAUACUAUAACAACAACAUUUGGGCGAAAUUCUUCUUAUCCAACAUGUGGAGGUUUAUCUAUUACUUCUAAUAAUCACACGGGUGUAUUUAAUGGACGACGAUGUUCUUCAACAACAAUUCUUCCUUCAUCAAUAGAUCAAUAUUCCAAGCCAGUAUCUGUAAAUUAUCAAACACUUGAUCGACAAAUACAUUUAAAUUUAAAUGAAAACUUAUCUUGGUUAGAACGUUGCAAACAACGUGUUACAAAUAUAUUUAAGCAAAUUUCUAAAUCAACAGUAAAACAAGAUUCAAUGACAAUGAACAAUACACUUCAUCAACAAUCAUCUAUAUUUAAUUAUGAUCCUGAACUUGAUUUACGUGAAGAACAUUUAUCACUUGUUG